Symbiodinium sp. CCMP2456 is the source of this 2124-nucleotide messenger RNA. NCBI's taxonomy places the organism in Eukaryota, Dinophyceae, Suessiales, Symbiodiniaceae. The record is from the annotation of a GenBank genome assembly.
AUGGAGUUCCCGAAGUCAGGAUGGCACAAAGCAGGAUAUGUUGCUGUCUGUUUGGUGAAUGUCAUAGCAGCAGCUGUGCUCUUUCACAGGGAGGCUGACCUUAACUGUCAUGCGAAACUGCACUCACCAAAUGUGAAGAACUACUCGUUUUGGUGUCUGCAGCUGGCUAGUUGUGGAGCUGGCUGUGCAGCAGUUUUUUUGGGAAAGAGGGCUGGCGCUUCAGAUCAGGGCAGAACAGCUUGUGCCAUUGGCAUCAUCAACUGGCUGGAAUCUCUGGUGGCUUCCAUGGCUUUGUCUCUCAAAACGCUUCACUGCAGAUGGCCGGGCUUACCAGAGGCUUUUGACCCAAUCAUCCUGUGCAGCCUGCUGGUGCUAUUUGGGGCCUGCGCAUUCGCGAUUAACGUGGCAAUAAGGCAUCGACUGAAAUGCUUGCAGCAAACCUCGCAACGGCACUGUUGCUUCUGCUGUCUUAGCUCCCUCCGAGCAGUUGCUUUUGGCGCUCCGACUGCAUUUGUCGUUGUGAGUUGGCUUGUGGGUUCAAAGUUGGGCAAGACAGAGGGAAGUUUCAUACAAAUGGUGGUGGAGCUGGUCCAACUUGCUUGGGGUUGCCGCUUGGUGAUGGGUGCGCUGGCCGUCGGAGCCUUUGCCCGUGCCUUCUGGCUGUUGCAUGGGGUCUUGCGCCUCGCGGAUGUCAGCGACAUGCCAGCCACUGCCAGAUCUCACUUGAUAAGAGCUCGGAGGCUUGUUGCUCUGCAGGUGGUGGGUCUAUCUUUUAGCCUCGUGCUGACUGCUCUGGCAUUCCCGGCCAUACUUACCAGUUGUUUGCUCUACACAUCGGUGUUUCAAAUGACUGCACGCCACCGGUUUGACUUGUGGUUUUCGAUCGGGCGUUUUGAGGCUGGCUUUAGCUCCGAACCGAUGGGGGGGCCAAUUUAUCGUCCAUCAAUGCUAGUUCUCCUUCAAGCCGCUGAUGUGCUAGCGAAUGCCAUUGCUACCCUGCUCCUGUCUGGCAGUCACAGGGUGGUAUCAGAAAGCAGAAAGUCUUCUUGCACAUGCCCCUCAGCCGUCGCGGAUGAGCAUGAUCCCAAAACACUGGCAGUGGAAAGCGAAUGGGGUCCCGAAUGGAAAGCAAAGGUUGAAGAACUGUCUUUGAGGGGCAUGACGUUGUGCAGCCUGUUGGAUUUCUAUCAGGAGCACCUCUGCGCCAUGCCAGACUGGCAGUACGUUCCUGCGGAACACAAGACCAGAGACGUGGUUCGCAGGUCAAUCAUUCCUCUCACUAGCACUGGCGAAUGUGCAUAUGCAGCCUCAGCACUGAAUAGAGACGGUGCUCGAAGGCCCCAUGUCAUGGUGACGCACAGUUGGGGGAACUGCUUUCGCGAUCUGCUAGCAGCCAUCAUCUCUGAUGCCUUGAAGGAAAACAGCUUUGGCUUGGCAGCGAACUUGCUGGAGGAAGAUCCUGCUUUCCUGCGUGAGAUCCUAGCAAGUUGCAGCUGUCUCGAUGACACGUAUUGGAUUUGCGCAUUUGCAGUGAACCAGCAUAUGAGUAUAUGCCACAGCAAUCCUUACGACCGCGAUCCUCUCACCAAUGAACUGCACCGCGUAUGCCACUGCAGCUGCGUGAACAUCAUAGACCCGGACGGCCGAAGCUCCAGUUCGGAGAUCAACAAGUUUGAUGACAUGAUGUACCACCUUUCCAGUGUAGGAGGCUGCAGGCAAGUCAUUGCAGUUGACCAAGCUUGUGAUUUGUUUCAGCGAGCAUGGUGUGUCGCCGAAAUAGCAGAAGCCAAGCGUCUGCGACUGAAUCAGGUAUUGAAGCUGAAAUCUAGGGCCACUGUCAGGCAACAUGAGCACGCUCUACAGAACUUGGAUGUUCGGAGCAUGAAUGCAUCUUCUGAAACGGACAAAGCACUCAUUCUCAACAAAAUAGCUCAAACUAACAGGAUCGACCAGUUCAACAAAGAACUGCAAUUGCUCAUUCUUGACCCGAAGACCGGUCUCCUGGCAUCCUGGCAUGCCAUGGACAGUCUGCAACAGAUUGCAGAAGCCGGCCGGCUAAUUCGAUGGGGGCUUGCUGAUGCAGGCACUGGGAAAGUGUGGAAAGCAUGGGAAACCCACGAAUGA